GUUAGACAGACACAGCCAUGUUGUAGGAAAUCCGUUUGUGGUGGAUUACAGUAAUCCGACAGCAGAGUCUGGACGAUACAUUUGAUCACGACUGAAACCCAAACCUAGAGGCCUGGACCAAAUGAGGUACAGCCAAGAACAAACAGAUGAAAUUAAGACAUGAACUGAUGCGCGGUGUGUAAACCUGAGCAAAUUGGCUGACAGUGAGAUUGGUUGGAAAUCGUUUCCUGGACUGGAGCGGUCGAUUCAUCUGACAGAAAUUGACAGCAUCUGACUAGUAGCUACCUCCGCAGCGCAGGGCAGAGAGACAAGGCAGGAAAAAAGCUUUAAUUUAGUGGUUAAAGUGAUCUUCCCCUUUCCCUCCCCCCGCCACAUAUAUAGCUAGCUAACUAAAUUACGCUCCUGCCUAGUUGAUCUGCACUGCCCCAGUCUGCUAGCCCGCUGCCGUAGAGGAAGGCUGCGGAUCCGGAGGUGCUGUUCGAGCUAGCUAGCUAGCAGCACGGCUAGCUCAUUUCACCAGCUAGCCUGCUAGCUACGCCGAGGAAUUCACACCAUUAGCUAGCUGUUUCCUGCUGGGGCAGAUACGCCGAGAUGUCGGUGACGAAAGACCAAACGCCAAUCAAACUGUCCACCACGGAGCGGCCCAUUAAAGGUAUGCAUGCAAUCGUAUCUCUUUUAAUUCAGCAAGUGGUUGCAGGGAAUUUAACGUUGGCUAGCUAGCUAUCUACACGAUUAAUACAGCUAGCUAGUUAACUAGCAAUCAAGCUAACUAAUUUAGCUAGCUAGCUUGGCUGUAGUCGAUGCACCAGUAAGGAAAAUAUGCUUCGUGCUUACUAGUUAGUUAGAUCAUUGUUGUUCACUGUAUUUGGCUUGGUUGGAGCAAGUGGGAUAAUAUGGCAUCUGUUUAUUUCCUAGCAUCCCUUGCUAGUUUGUUAGCCUGCAGUAAUAGUAAGAGGACAUGUCAUGUUAUGAUAUAAUGUCAAGCAGCUAGCUAGUAAAUAUUUGACACCAAAUAACUUAAUUUGGCCACCAAUCUUGGAGUAACAAACUAGGUAGUCAAAUGUUUUUGAGCCUCCUAGUCCUAGCUUGAUUAUAUUUUUGUUGUAUCUGACUGAACUGGAGGAAGCGUGUGUGUGUUCUCGCAAGUGUCUGUCUGUUUGAUGUAUGUCUGGUUCAGUAGACCGGUGAGGUGUGUGUGCGUGAUGGUCUACACACACAAACACACAGGGUUCCUGCAGCAUAUGCUGAAUGACUGUCAGUGGAUUGAGUGCCAUGGAGCGGGUCUUUUGAUUUACAGCCUGGGCGGCCUAUUAGGGGGGGUGGAAUUGCUAUCAAAUUGCAACAUUUGCUUUUGAAGUAUCUGCUUCUAUUUGUAAUGGACUUGAAUGGUACAGCAUGCAGAUGGCAGGCCUAACAGUGCAUAGAUAAUGCUCUGUCUCAGCUGUAGCAGGUAUAUUUAUGGAUGGUAGCAGGUACUGUGUGUAGCAUGAUCUAACCCUAAUUGUAACCUUGAUCUAUAUUAUGAAAAUAACAACAGGACUCAUGGACUUGGGGUUAGGCCACAGGGAGUGAUGAGGAGUAAGUAGUGGACUGAGGAGCUCCAACAACUGUGACCUCUGGCUUUAUGACAAUGUCCUUUGUUGUGGACCCAAAGAGUGUGUGAGUGAGUGAUAGGCUCAAUGGGUAAGUGGCGCUUAGGAGCAUAAAGCUGAUGAGGUCAUUAUACCUGCAUCUCUCAGACGCUGCCAGGCUAACCAUCAUCCUACAGACAGCUCUAGGCUACACACACGAUCACAUUGCUAGCCCUCACACACUCAUACAUAGGUCUAUGGCAUGACUCUGAUAUGACCACUGACCUCCCUGGCUGUGAAUGUGACCAAGAUGUUCCCCCCUCCCUCCACCGCUCAGAACGUUCUACCUCCAUUCAAACCCCUUAUGUUUUGAUUUUGUUGUAUUUCAUCUUAUUAAUUGAAAUGUUUCUUGUAUGUGUUAGUCUACUCUAAUUCAGCUUUUAGCUGUCAUAGUACAAUUUCAAUUACAUGUAAAAAAAAUAAUAAAAUAAUGAUAAACACAUACUUGAUUCACUUGUGUAAAUCAAAAUGUGCUUAAUCUGAUGAUGUUACCAGUAGUUUUAAAUAUAUUUUAUAGCACGGAAAAUAAAAUAGUAAGUUGGCAUCUCUCAUGCUAAUAUUUUGAUUAGUGACAGACAUUUUAAAAUAAUUGGCUGCGAUCAAUAAUCAGUUUUGGUCAGAGGUGUGUGAGGGUUGACGUUUUGACCUUUUGGUUUAUUUACCGAUGGUAACCUGAUCAGGCCAGCCAGCUGCAUUGCUCUGCCUGUGUAAUGACGCUGUCUUCAUACAUGUAUGUAUGGAUAUGGGCCCUGACACGGAGUUCUGCCCUGGGCCCUGACACGGAGUUCUGCCCUGGGCCCUGACACGGAGUUCUGCCCUGGGCCCUAUCAUGUAUAGUAGCUCUGCCCGGGACUAGUGUGUUAGUGUGGAGUCACUCUGGAUUUGAUGAACCAGUGUAGAGUAUGUGGUGUAUGGGUUAGAUAUGAUGAACUAGUUUAGUAUGACAUGAUUGCUCAGUCUGUCUGUGUGACCUGCUUCUGUUUUUGAAGUUUUACACUAACUAGAUCACUGGGCCGAAGGGAAUAAAUAUUAUAGUUUGCUAUUUUCAUAGCGGAAAUUAUGGAUGCAAUACCUGGUGCCACGCCAACGGUAACAUAAAAGACUGGGUUCUAGUGAAUGAAUGAAUGGUAGAUUAUUCAUGUGGCUAGGAUUUAACACCUUAAUAUAGCCCGGAGACAGACAGAAGAGAUAGACAGAUAGAGAUGGUUAUUUGCCAGUCAAACCUGAGCUUCCUCAUUUCUACCAGUCCUAAUGCAAAUGCAAAGCUCUAUUCUUACCCACUCACUCAGCCAUGCAACACAAUCAUAAACGCUCUCUGUCUUUCUCUAGAGCCAAAACAUCUUCAUGUGAAAGGAUGGGCACCCUGAGAUCUCCAGAGGGUGUGUCCUGGGGUUCAAUAGACCAAUAGAUACAUUAGAGGGUGGAUGGAGGGGGUCCUGAGGUCAAUUGACCAAUAGAUGCUAGAGGGUGCACCAAUUAGUUACAGUAGUUAGCUAGUUAGUGUUAGUAGUGUGUGUUCUGUAUGUUAAUGUUGUUGUAUUGUGUUGUAGCGGUGCCCUACCCCCCUGGCUCAAGGCUGACUGUAAAGGACUUGUAUGUAGACGGGAAGCCCAGUGUUGAAGUGCUGAAGAGCCAUCUGGUUAAGGAGGGCCGCCUGGAGGAGGAAGCAGCUCUACGCAUCAUCACUGAUGGAGCCAACAUCCUGCGACAAGAGAAAUGCAUGCUGGAGGUGGAAGCACCUAUUACAGGUAACCCCUAACCUCUAAUUAACCCCUAACAUCUUCCGACAGACUGACCUCUAACGUGUGUGUCUGUUGCAGUGUGUGGGGAUGUCCAUGGCCAGUUCUUUGACCUGAUGAAGCUGUUUGAGGUGGGCGGCUCGCCCAGCAGCACCCGCUACCUGUUCCUGGGGGACUAUGUCGAUCGAGGAUACUUCAGCAUCGAGGUCAGUUUGUGUUUCAGCAUCUGCUGUUUCAUCUGACAUUUAGAGUCGUGGCCUGUUACACAGCCUUGAGUCGCAGGGCUUAGGAGCAUGUCUUUAAAUAGACAGGAAGCACACUAGCUAGUACCACCGCCCUCCCCCACACAGACAAACACAAACACACACUACCCUCCCCAACCUAACACACACUGUUGGGUUUUGUGUCCCACUUUAAAACAUAUUGUGGGAAGGCUGUAAAUAGCAUGUAUUCUAAUGAAUUAAAGAGAUACUCGGGUACUUUUGUAAUCCUUUAAGCUAGUAGUUCUGAAAGUAGCGCUUUAGAGACAAGUGGUCCCUGAAAAUUGCGUGCUACGUCACAUACUGUAUGUAAAGAUAUGCGCACCACGUCAUUGCGCUCUCUUUCGUUCUGCUCUGUGUGCAUCUUGCUAGCUGUCACUCAAAUGGCGAGGAACUGAAGCUCGUUGUCUAGAACUCUAACUUCUAGGGGGCUGGCCCACGUGGAGGAAAAUGUAGGGAAAGUUGGCCUUUAUCCUAACUGUGGUGAUCAUAUCUAACGUUAGCAUCAUGAUAGGAAUCAUAGCUAACGGUAGCAUCAUGAUAGGAAUCAUGGUUAACAUUAGCAUAAUGAUAGGAAUCAUAGCUAAUGUUAGCAACUUAGCAUUACGAUAGGAAUCAUAGCAAUCGUUAGCAAUAUAGCUAUGAUUCUUAUUAUGCAAUCGUUAGCAAUAUAGCUAUGAUUCUUAUUAUGAUACUAACGUUAGCAUAAUGAGAGGGAUCUCACACACACUCUUUCUAUCUUCAGUGUGUGUUGUUCCUGUGGACUCUGAAGAUCAACCACCCCACCACUCUGUUCCUACUCAGAGGAAACCAUGAGUGCCGACAUCUCACAGAGUACUUCACCUUUAAACAGGAGUGUGAGUGGUCCUUGUGUAUUUAGUGUGUGUGCGCCUGUUGUGGGUGGUUCUGUGUGUGUGUGUGCGCCUGUGUGGUUGGGGGCAUGGGUGUAAUAGUAAUAAUGUCCUCUUUGUUGUGUUGUAGGUAAGAUAAAGUACUCUGAGAGUGUGUAUGAUGCGUGUAUGGAGGCGUUUGACUGCCUUCCCUUGGCUGCGCUCCUCAACCAGCAGUUCCUAUGUGUCCACGGAGGCCUGAGCCCCGAAAUCACCUGCCUGGACGACAUACGCAAGGUAUGACCCCUGACCUCUAACUCCUGGCCUGCUCUGGGUUAACUCUGUCUAACUCUGUCUUAAUCAUUUUAAUUGGUUUAGCUGGCUAUGUUAUUAAGUGUUUUGAAUGGUCUAAUGAUCCCCCUGUGUUAUUUAACUGUGUUUAACUGGAUUAACCCUGUAGAUAAACUUUGUUUAACUCUGUGUUGACCAGCUGGAUCGGUUUAAGGAGCCCCCUGCGUUCGGACCCAUGUGUGACCUGCUGUGGUCGGACCCUGGAGAAGACUACGGCUCUGAGAAGUCCCAGGAACACUUUGCUCAUAACUCUGUUAGAGGCUGCUCCUACUUCUACAGUUACCCAGCAGUAUGUGACUUUCUGAUGAACAAUAAUCUGUUGUCAGUAAUAAGAGCACAUGAAGCCCAGGACGCUGGGUGAGUAUUAUCCAUAAUAUUAAUGAAUUAAUUAUAAUAUUAUUAUUAUUAUUAUUAGUAGUAGUAGUAGUAGUAGUAAUAUAAUACUGUUUUGUGAUAUAAACUUUAUAUUUCCUGUUGAAUGUGUAUUUCAGGUAUAGAAUGUACAGGAAAAGCCAGACGACAGGUUUUCCUUCUCUGAUCACGAUCUUCUCUGCUCCGAAUUACCUGGACGUGUACAACAACAAAGGUAAACAAAUGACCAAGUCCACACUCCAUUUCAAACCAUGACAAAAGGGUAGAAACCAUGACAAAAGGGUAGAAACCAUGACAACAUGGUAGAAACCAUGACAACACAGUAGAAGCCAUGAUAACAGGGUAGAAACCAUGACAACAGAGUAGAAACGAUGGCAACACAGGGUAGAUGGAUAAUGUGUGUGUCCUUGUAGCGGCGGUGCUGAAAUAUGAGAACAAUGUGAUGAACAUCCGCCAGUUCAACUGCUCCCCCCACCCCUACUGGCUGCCCAACUUCAUGGACGUCUUCACCUGGUCCCUGCCCUUCGUAGGCGAGAAAGGUCAGUGUGUGUGAAAACCUUGUGUGUGUGUGUGAGAUUAUUUUGUGUGUAUGUGAUAACUUUGGGCUCCAUGUUACCUUUGCAAAACUGACCUGUGAGAUAAUGGGGUGUGUGUGUAAUAAUGGUGUGUGUGGUAACCUUGUGUAUGUUCCUACAGUGACAGAGAUGCUGGUUAACGUGCUCAACAUUUGCUCUGACGACGAGCUCAUGUCUGAAGGAGACGACACCUGCGAGGGUAAAAAAACACACACACUAUUAAGAACUCUUUUAUAUUGACUUUCAAUGUAAGUAAAUUAUGAAGAAAGGCUGAUAUAGCAGCAACAUGUUUCUUCAAAGAGGAACUGAAACUUAAGGAAGUUAAGUUGUUUUUGACUGAAGUGCAUUAUUGCUCAUCACAGAGCAACAAUAGAUGUGAAGGUAAAUAGACAGAUCUAGGGUAGUUAAAAUAAAGAUCUGUAUAUAAUGACUAGGGAUGGGGGUUUUAAAUCAUUUCACUAUUGGAAUAGAAUCAUUCAUUUUUUGCCGGAUAUUCGAAAUACAUGUGACUCUUUUAAACGUACGUUUUUAACCUGAGCUCUGCUGCCGAGGGAUAAAGGCUAGCGCGCUGCAGCUGGGCCGGUUUGUAGCUUAUGAGAGAGAAAGCGAGAGCGCAACUCUGCUACAGCCUAGACUAGCUAACUUGUAGCAGCCACAAUGUAAUUUAUAAUCCCAUUUAACAGUGCCUGUCUUGGCUGGAGUAGCCUAGAGAAGCUAGCUCAGCUAGUUAGCUAGGCUAAUUGAGGCCACAUGCUGCACUUUCUCCCCAACCCCAAUCAGAUAAAACAACAGCCUACCUGUUGGUUGCUUGUUGUAGCCUACUCCUUCUAAUUUCUGUAACUUUUAAUUCUGUAAUUCUAUUCCAUCUUGCAUUGCAUUGCAUUAGUAAACUCUCACUCCACUUGCUACACAUUGAGCCUCUUUGCCCCCUUGAUUGGCCAACAAAAACAAGCUACAUACGUGAAGGCUACCGGUCAUCAGUCUUUUUAUGGGGCGCACCGUGCACAUUGUAAAAACUAAAUUUUUUCAUGUACUAUGUCACAUGAAUAUUAACAUUUUUAUUAGAAAAAUUAUUUUCAGUGUUUAAAUAGGCCUAUCAUUUUUUUUCUUGCUAAAAUGUAUACUCACACAAGUAUUCGAAUACUAGCAUCCGUUCAAAUAUUCAAAGAACCGUGCACAUCCCUAAAAUUGACGAGAUGCUCAUGACUCUGCCCUUGAGUCGUUGUCUCAAAGGCGGGAAGGCAGGCGACAAGCUUAUGUCCAAGAUAAGCCCAUAGAAACGAAUUAGGCUUAUUUUGGACAGAUUUUGGCGAGAGUGAAACCUCUCGCUUCGCCUCUUCCUCUGGUUACAAGCAUUGUAAGUUUGAGACUGAAGGUCUGCUUUUAACGAGCAACUGCCCCUAAAAACCAACUUCUCAUUUAGAAAACGUCCUAUGUGAUGUUGAUAUGAGUCAGAAACAUUUAUUCUACUGUCAGAAUUGACUACAAAGUGUAAAUAGGAAAAUGUUGGUCAUAAAGUCAGUCUCGUCCAAAACGGAGUGUUGUGAGAUUUGUGGACGUGACAGUAUCACAAGAUAAAUGAAAGUUGGGUUUGUUUCAACCCUGGCCAUAUGCCCCCAGCUGGCAGCACACAAGUAAUGAUCAAUUCGGAGUGCAGCUGCACGCGACCCUAUCGUAAUGCCUGUGGUAAAUUUAGCCUAGGGACCAUCGGUAAAUUACACAAUGACUUAAAAACCUCAAACCAACUAUAUAUUUUAGAAAUUCAUAUACACAUUUUGAAAGCAUUUAAUGAGAACUGAAAGGUGUUCCAACGUGAAAAUAUUGUCUCAUUUACAUUGUGUAAUCUAUUGACGGUCCCUAACUAGCCCCGGAGAUGUAGUGCCUUCAGAAAGUAUUCAUAACUGUUGACUUAUUCCACAUUUUGUUGUGUUACAGCCUGAAUAAAAUCAAAUAAAACAUUUCACCCAUUUACACACUUGCCAUAUAAUUCCAAGUAGAUAUAAGUCAAAACUGUAACUCUGCCACUCAGGAACAUUCACUUUCUUCUUGGUAAGCCACUCCAGUGUAGAUUUGGCCUUGUGUUUUAGGUUAUUGUCCUGCUGAAAGGUGAAUUCAUCUCCCAGUGUCUGGUGGAAAGCAGACUGAACCAGGGUUUCAGUAUUUGUAUUUGUAUUUAUUAUGGAUCCCCAUUGCAGCUACUCUUCCUGGGGUACAGCAAAAUUAAGGCAGUUAUACAAUUUUAAAAACAUUACAAUACAUUACACAACAUAUUUCACAACACAUUAAGUGUAUGCCCUCAGGCCACUACUCUACUACCACAUACAGUGAGGGAAAAAAGUAUUUGAUCCCCUGCAGAUUUUGUACGUUUGAUCAUUUCUCUGUCAGUGGGCAGUCUAUUAUUUUAAUGGUAGGUUUAUUUGAACAGUGAGAGACAGAAUAACAACAAAAAAAUCCAGAAAAACGCAUGUCAAAAAUGUUAUAAAUUGAUUUGCAUUUUAAUGAGGGAAAUAAGUAUUUGACCCCUCUGCAAAACAUGACUUAGUACUUGGUGGCAAAACCCUUGUUGGCAAUCACAGAGGUCAGACGUUUCUUGUAGUUGGCCACCAGGUUUGCACACAUCUCAGGAGGGAUUUUGUCCCACUCCUCUUUGCAGAUCUCCAAGUCAUUAAGGUUUCGAGGCUGACGUUUGGCAACUCGAACCUUCAGCUCCCUCCACAGAUUUUCUAUGGGAUUAAGGUCUGGAGACUGGCUAGGCCACUCCAGGACCUUAAUGUGCUUCUUCUUGAGCCACUCCUUUGUUGCCUUGGCCGUGUGUUUUGGGUCAUUGUCAUGCUGGAAUACCCAUCCACGACCCAUUUUCAAUGCCCUGGCUGAGGGAAGGAGGUUCUCACCCAAGAUUUGACGGUACAUGGCCCCAUCCAUCGUCCCUUUGAUGCGGUAAAGUUGUCCUGUCCCCUUAGCAGAAAAACACCCCCAAAGCAUAAUGUUUCCACCUCCAUGUUUGACGGUGGGGAUGGUGUUCUUGGAGUCAUAGGCAGCAUUCCUCCUCCUCCAAACACGGCGAGUUGAGUUGAUGCCAAAGAGCUCCAUUUUGGUCUCAUCUGACCACAACACUUUCACCCAGUUUUCCUCUGAAUCAUUCAGAUGUUCAUUGGCAAACUUUCUGACGGGCAUGUAUUUGUGCUUUCUUGAGCAGGGGGACCUUGCGGGCGCUGCAGGAUUUCAGUCCUUCACGGCGUAGUGUGUUACCAAUUGUUUUCAUUGACAAGAUCCUCCCUUGUAGUUCUGGGCUGAUUCCUCACCGUUCUCAUGAUCAUUGCAACUCCACGAGGUGAGAUCUUGCAUGGAGCCCCAGGCCGAGGGAGAUUGACAGUUAUUUUGUGUUUCUUCCAUUUGCGAAUAAUCGCACCAACUGUUGUCACCUUCUCACCAAGCUGCUUGGCGAUGGUCUUGUAGGCCAUUCCAGCCUUGUGUAGGUCUACAAUCUUGUCCCUGACAUCCUUGGAGAGCUCUUUGGUCUUGGCCAUGGUGGAGAGUUUGGAAUCUGAUUGAUAGAUUGCUUCUUUGGACAGUUGUCUUUUAUACAGGUAACAAACUGAGAUUAGGAGCACUCUCUUUAAGAGUGUGCUCCUAAUCUCAGCUCGUUACCUGUAUAAAAGACACCUGGGAGCCAGAAAUCUUUCUGAUUGAGAGGGGGUCAAAUACUUAUUUCCAUCAUUAAAAUGCAAAUCAAUUUAUAAAAUUUUUGACAUUAGUUUUUCUGGAUAUUUUUGUUGUUAUUCUGUCUCUCACUGUUCAAAUAAACCUACCAUUAAAAUUAUAGACUGAUCAUUUCUUUGUCAGUGGGCAAACGUACAAAAUCAGCAGGGGAUCAAAUACUUUUUUCCCUCACUGUAUAUACAACACAAAAUCGAUGUGUAUAGUUCGUAUGUUAUCGUGUGUGUGUCUCUUCACACUGCGCUGUUCCAUAAGGUGUAUUUUUAUCUGUUUGUUUUUUUUAAAUCUAAUUUUACUGCUUGCAUGAGUUACUUGAUGUGGAAUAGAGUUCCAUGUAGUCAUGGCUCUAUGUAGUACUGUGCGCCUCGUAGCAUGUCUUGUGGGGUAUGCAUGGGUGGCCGUGCUGUGUGCUAGUAGUUUAAAUGGACAGCUCGGUGCAUUCUACAUGUCAAUACCUCUCACAAAUACAAGUAAUGAUGAAGUCAAUCUCUCCUCUACUUUGAGCCAGGAGAGAUUGACAUGCAUAUUAUUAAUGUUAGCUCUCCGUGUACAUUUAAGGGCCAGCCGUGCUGCCCUUAUCUGGGCCAAUUGUAAUUUUCCUAAAUUCCUCUUUGUGACAACUGACCACACGACUGGACAUUAAUCCAGGUGUGACAAAACUAGGGCAUGUAAGACCUGCCUUGUUGUUAGGAAGGCAGAGCAGUGCUUUAUUAUGGACAGACCUCUCCCCAUCUUAGCUACUGUUGCAUCAAUGUGUUUUGACCAAGACAGUUUACAUUCCAGGGUUACUCCAAGCAGUUUAGUCUCCUCAACUUGCUCAAUUUCCACAUUAUUCAUUACAAGACUUAGUUGAGGUUUAGAGUUUAGUAAAUGAUUUGUCCCAAAUACAAUGCUUUUAGUUUUGAAAUAUUUAGGACUCCUUUUCUGAAACUGACUGCAGCUCUUUGUUAAGUGUUGCAGUGAUUUCACUUGCUGUGGUAGCAAGUAUAGUGUUGAGUCAUCAGCAUACAUAUCAGCAUACAUAGACACACAUGCUUUACUCAGAGCCAGUGGCACGUCAUUAGUAAAGAUUGAAAAAAGUAAGGGGCCUAGACAGCUGCCCAGGGAAAUGCCUGACUCUACAUAGAUUAUGUUGGCGAGGCUUCCUUUAAAGAACACCCUUUGUGUUCUGUUAGACAGAUAACUUGCAAUUCACAAUAUAGCAGGGGAUGUAAAGCCAUAACACAAGUUUUUUUUCCAGCAGCAGAUUAUGAUCGAUAUUGUCAAGCUGCACUGAAGUCUAACAAAACAGCUCCCACAAUAUUUUGUAUUAUCAAUUUCUCUCAGCCAAUCAUCAGUCAUUUGUGUAAGUGCCGUACAUGUUGAAUGCCCUUCCCUAUAAGCAUGCUGAAAAUCUAUUAAUCUAUUUACUGUGACUUUUGCUUCCCUCCAGGCCUGAGGGCACACACUUUCCUGUAUGCACACACUUUCCUGUAGGCUUAGAUUGAAGAGAUUGCAAUUAGGAGUGGCAAUAUCGUCCACUAUCAUCCUCAGUCAUUUUCCAUCCAAGUUGUCAGACCCCGAUGGCUUGUCAUUGUUGAUAGACAAAAAUAUUUUUUUCACCUCUUCCACACUUACUUUACGGAAUUUAAAAUUACAAUGCUUGUCUUUCAUACUUUGGUCAGUUAUGCAUGGAUGUGUAGGUUCAGAAUGUGUUAUUGGCAUGUCAUGCCUAAGUUUGCUAACCUUGCCAAUGAAAAAAAUCAUUAAAGUAGUUGGCAAUAUCAGUGGGUUUUGUGAUGAAUGAGCCAUCUGAUUCAAUGAAUGAUGGUGCCGAGUUUGCCUUUUUGCCCAAAAUGUCAUAUAAGGUGCUCCAAAGCUUUUUACUAUCAUUCUUUAUAUAAUUUAUCUUUGUUUCAAAGUAAAGUUUCUUCUUUUUGUUCAGUUUAGUCACAUGAUUUCUCAAUGUACAGUAUGUUUGCCAAUCGGCUGUGCAGCCAGACUUAUUUGCCGUUCCUUUUGCCUCAUCCCUCUCAACCAUACAAUUUUUCAAUUCCUCAUCAAGCCAUGGGGAUUAAACCAUUUUUACAGUCAUUUUCUUAAUGGGUGCAUGCUUAUUUACUAACUGGAAUAAGCAAAUUCAUAAAUGUGUCAAGUGUAGCGUCAGGUUGCUCCUCAUUACACACCACAGACCAGCUAAUAUUCUUUACAUCUUCAACAUAGGAAUCACUACAAAAUGUCUUGUAUGACCUCUUAUACACUAUAUUAGGCCCAGCCUUUGGAACUUCGGUUUUCCUAGGUAUGGCUACUAUAUUGUGAUCACUACAUCUGAUGGAUUUGGAUACUGCUUUAAACAGAUUUCUGCAGCAUUAGUAAAGAUGUGAUCAAUACAUGUGCAUGAUUUCAUUCCUGUGCUGUUUGUAAAUAGCCUGGUAGGUUGACUGAACCUGAACCAGGUUGCAUGCACUGGUUACAGUUUGAAGCUUUUUCUUGAGUGGGCAGCUUGAUGAAAGCCAGUCAAUAUUUAGGUCACCCAGAAAAUACCUCUCUGUUGAUAUCACAUACAUUAUCAAACAUUUCACACAUAUUAUCCAGAUACUGACUGUUAGCAGUUGGGGGUCUAUAGCAGCGUCCCACAAGAAUGGGCUUUAGGUGAGGCACGUGAACCUGUAGCCAUAUUAGCAUUUGACAUGAGAUCGUCUCUAAGCUUUACAGGAAUAUGACUCUGAACAUACACGGCAACACCUCCACCAUUGGCAUUCCUGCCUUUUCUGAAGAUGUUGAAACCAUGUAUUGCUACUACUGUAUCAUCAAAGGUAUUAUCUAAGUGAGUUUCAGAGAUAGUCAGUAUAUGAAUAUUAUCUGUUACUAGCAAGUUAUCGAUUUCAUGAACCUUGUUUCUUACAUAAUGUAUGUUAAUGUGGGCUAUUUUUAGCACUUUUCUGGGUUUCUUGAUUGUUUUUAUUGCUUUACUGAGAGGCUUAUUAUAGGUAGACAUGACUGAUAUUUAUGUUUGAGCUGAUGGUGCAGGGUGAGCUGCACACAGUGGACUUCCUACUAGGACAAACCGCCUCAGUGCUAACAGGAUUGACAGAGACAUUCAGGGUCACUGAUAAGUCAUUAGCUCAACGCAGCCUUGAAAUGCGUGGAUAGGUUUAGGGCUGGGCGAUAUUACAAAAAUAUAAAAUAAACGUUUAAAAAAAAACAUAAGUAGUUAGUGACCCUAGGGUGGCAACACAUAUAUUCUAAGUGAUUUCAAUGGGUCUUUCUACAUUAUGAUUGUUUUAUGCUGUUCAAUUCAGCAUUUUCAUAUAUUUCUGCAUUUCCUGCACUCAUUUGAGAUCAUUUCCACAUUGCUACGUAGGGAUGCACGAUAUGGGCAAACAAUCUAGGCCUUAUUUUUUACCAAAUGUUGCAAUUGCGAUUUGACUUGCGAUUUAGAGCAAAACACUUGGGUGAACUAUUGGAAUCAUGGAAAUAUAAUUAUUAUUCUAAUUCUAUAGUUAGAAUAUAAUAGUGAGCACUUUUAAUACAGUGUUUGACAUGACAACGAAUUAAAAUGCUCACUACUAAGAAUGAAGGCUGUACAAAGUGUAAUUAAUAGCUUCACUAUGCUCAAAGUGAUAUUCAGUCUUCUUUUUUUUUUUUUUACCCAUCUACCAAUAGGUACCCUUCUUUGUGAGGCAUUGGCAAACCUCGCUGGUCUUUGUGGUUGAAUCUGUGUUUGAAAUUCACUGCUCGACUGAGGGACCUUACAGAUAAUUGUAUGUGUGGGGUACAGAGACAAGGUAGUCAUUCAAAAAUCAUGUUAAACACUAUUGCACACAGAGUGAGUUCAUGCACCUUAUUAUGUGACUUGUUAAUCACAUUUUGUACUCCUGAACUUUUUAUUUAGGCUUUCCACAACAAAGGGGUUGAAUACUAAUUGACUCAAGACAUUUUAGCUUUUCAUUUCUUAUUAAUUUGUAAACAUUUUGAAAAACAUAAUUCUACUUUAACAUUAUGGGGUAUUGUGUGUGUGUGUGUAGGCCAGUGACAAAACAUAAAAAUGUAAUCCAUUUUAAAUUCAGGCAGUAACAACAAAAUGUGGGAAAAGUCAAGGGGUGUGAACACUUCCUGAAGGCACUGUAGGCUAUCCAAAAUCAAACCAGCUUUGCCACGGUCGCACACCAGCCUGCUGAAGCUAAUUGGCAAAAUAAUUUGGCUAACUUUUCCCACCUGCGAACGUACACAUGAAACGCCCACGUCAAACCACACCCCGAAACCAACUCCCGUUUUAAUUCAGUCAUGGCCACUAGCAUUUCUUAAUGAACCAAAUCUAAAAUGAGGCCAAAUCAGGAAGUGCAGUCGCCCUAUAAACACUAUUCAUUCUUAAGAUAUUGUGCAACAACAGAAAUUUAUCAAAGUUUCUAUUGAUGCCACAUGCCAGCUGAGUAUCAGCUGAGCUGUGUGCGUGUUUGUGCGGGUGCACGCAUGUUCGACAUUGCGGCCGACUUUAAAGGUGAGUCGAGACUGACUGACUGAUCUACAUAUCAUCUUGCAUCAUAAAUAACUACUCAAUAAUAUUUAUAGAUCAGUCGUCACAAUUUACCCAUGCGUUUUGAUGCUCUCGAACACUGCCAGUGUGUGCGUGUGUGUCGUGGUGUGCGUAUGACUAUGAAGGGUAGUUUAGUUCACCAGUCCCUUACCUCUUCCCCCUCUCUCUCUCUCUCUCCAUCCCUCUCUCUGUCUCUCUCUCAGCUGGAACUUCUGCUGUGAGGAAGGAGGUGAUCAGGAAUAAGAUCCGAGCGAUCGGGAAAAUGGCCCGUGUCUUUUCUGUACUCCGGUACGUGUUUGUGUGUGUUUGACUCUACGGCUUUAUUGAUGAUGUAAUCAACCUCUGUAAAGGUAUUGAUAAGAAGGCCUGCAUACAGAUUCUAUCUGGCCGUGGUUAUGUUCAGCUUUCAAUCUUUGUAUGGCGCCUCCCUUGUAACAACCAUGCUUUUGAAUUUGAAAAUGGAAUUUGUGUGUGUUGACAGAGAGGAGAAUGAGAGUGUGUUACAGCUGAAGGGGCUGACCCCCACUGGGGCCUUGCCUGUGGGAGUUCUGUCUGGAGGACGGCAGACCCUGGAGAGCGGUACGUAUACAAACAUACACCUACACUCACACACUCUAACCUGAAUUACUAUGGCAUCAUGUUUUCUCCUUUGCCUGCACUCAAACCGACUAAACCCUCCUCACACCCCCCCUCUCUCGUUCUCUCUGACUCACACACACACUCAUACACCCACACUACUAAAUCGCUCUCUCCCUCCCUCUCACAGAACACACACUACCUCUCACUCACUCACACACACACCUAUCCCUAAUCCACAUUCUCCUUUAACCUACAAAGUUAUCUUUAAACCUCGAUCAAGCUCUUAAACCCAGAACAUUCCUGCACUCCUUCUGCACUAACCACUGUGACUGGGAUGGUCAUGUGUAAAUCCUGUUACUCCUGUGUCGGGGUUGAGAGGGGAGAGGGCUGGGGGAGGUUGGGGAUGGGGUUGAAUGAUCUUUGACUGACUGACUGCAUUGAUAACAUAACUCACUGACUAUAGAUUAUGUUUAACACUCUAAAUGUAUUGAUAACAUAACUCACUGACUAUAGAUGAUGUUUAACACUCUAAAUGUAUUGAUAACAUACACUACAUGGCCAUUAUGUGGACACUUGCUCGUCGAACAUCUCAUUCCAAAAUCAUGGGCAUUAAUAUGGAGUUGGUCCCCCCUUUUCUGCUAUAACAGUCUCCACUCUUCUGGAAAGGCUUUCCACUAGAUGUUGGAACAUUGCUGCGGGGACAUGCUUCCAUUCAGCCACAACAGCAUUAAUGAGGUCGUGCACUGAUGAUGGGCGAUUAGGUCUGACUCGCAGUCGGUGUUCCAAUUCAUCCCAAAGGUGUUUGAUGUGGUUGAGGUCAGGGUUCUGUGCAGGCCAGUCAAGUUCUUCCACACCGAUCUGGACAAACCAUUUCUGUAUGGACCUCGCUUUGUGCAUGGGGGCAUUGUCAUGCUGAAACAGGAACGGGCCUUCCCCAAACUGUUGCCACAAAUUUGGAAGCACAGAAUCAUAUAGAUUUGUUUUGAUUUUUGUAUGCUGUAGCGUUAAGAUUUCCAUUCACUGGAACUAAGGGGCCUAGCCCGAACCAUGGAAAACAGCCCCAGACCAUUAUUCCUCCUCCACCAAACUUUACAGUUGGCACUAUGCAUUCGGGUAGGUAGCGUUCUCCUGGCAUCUGCCAAACCCAGAUUCGUCCGUCGGACUGCCAGAUGGUGAAGCGUGAUUCAUCACUCCAGAGAACGCGUUUCCACUGCUCCAGAGUACAAUGGCGGCAAGCUUUACACCACUCCAACCCACGCUUGGCAUUGCACAUGGUGAUCUUAGGCUUGUGUGCAGCUGCUCGGCCAUGGAAACCCAUUUCAUGAAGCUCCCAAUGAACAGUUCUUGUACUGACGUUGCUUCCAGAGGCAGUUUGGAACUCUGUAGUGAGUGUUGCAACCGAGGACAGACGAUUUUUACACGCUUCAGCACUUGGUGGACCCGUUCUGUAAGCUUGUGUGGCCUACCACUUCGCGUCUGAGCUGUUGUUGCUCCUAGACGUUUCCACUUCACAAUAACAGCACUUACAGUUGACCGGGGCAGCUCUAGCAGGGCAGAAAUUUGACAAACUGACUUGUUGGAAAGGUGGCAUCCUAUGACUGUGCCACGAUGAAAGUCACUAAGCUCUUCAAUACGGGCCAUUCUACUGGCAGUGUUUGUCUAUGGAGAUUGCAUGGCGGUGUGCUCAAUUUUAUACAAUUGUCAGCAAAGGGUGUGGCUGAAAUAGCCGAAUCUACAAAUUUGAAGAGGUGUCCACAUACCUUUGGCCAUGUAGUGUAACUCACUAUAGAUUAUGUUUAACACUCUGAAUGCAUUGAUAACAUAAUUCACUGACUAUAGAUGAUGUUUAACACACUGAAUGCAUUGAUUACUCACUGAUCUGGUUCUGUUGGUAAUGUUAACUCUCUCUCUGUAUGUUUUUGGCAUGGCUCUACUACUCACGCUUACACAGCUACCGUAGAGGCAGAAGAGGCACGAGGUACGCAAGUCAUUUCUCAUCUCUCUUUCUCGCUCUCUUUCUGUCUCCCCUCCUCCCUCCCCAAAGUUUGAGCUUAUUAUUGUUGUUUAUAUACAUAUUACCAAGUCUACCUUUAACCCAUCAGAGACUAAGCCCUGUCUAAGCUGGGGGAGGGGGGGUGGUUCUACUAAGCUAUAUGGAAUUGUUUUAAGAAGGUCAUACCAAGGAUAAUUUAGCUAUUUGAUUUUGAGUUUUAAGACCCCUUGAAGUAUCCCCCAAAAAUAUGUAAAAUAUGAUUUGAUUAAUAAUUAUUUUGGGCCUUACUGCUAUUAGCCCAUACAAACGCAUUGAAUAACAGAUUCACUACAUGGAACAACAGAUUGUCCCAAAAAAAUAUCAAAAUGAAGUUUGUUCUGAAGUGUCUCUCCUAUAUCUGAGAGACAGAAGAAAGAUCAGGAAAGUUUUUUUUAGUUUUAUUUUUACAUUUAUUUAACCCCAUAUUUUUGGCAUUAAACAGUCUCCAUAUAUACUGUACUUCCAUUAAUUUUUACAACUGGUACCGGGACCUUCAGAUGAGUCUUGUGAGGCCUGUGGGCAUCCCUGAGCAAAACAACCUACAUUUACAUCUUCGUGAGAGUCUCACCUUUGCACAGAGGGGUCAUAUUAGUGUGUAGCCCAAAAUACAGAUUUUCGGGAUAUCUCAUGGUCUGACAAACACCGCUCUAGCGCUGUCACCUUUCACUGCAGAUGCGGAAGUGCGACGUCGGCAGAUGCGGUGGUUUGAGUUGUAUCCAAUGCAAAAAAAAAACAUAUCUCUAGCGUAAACUUUUUUAUUAUGCUAAUUCGAUUUCGGCGGGGGUGCUAGGGGGUGUUGGUAUUUUUGACAGGGUUAAGUGCAGUUUUGUAAAAUGUUGCCCAUUUAGUCAGUAUUGAUCUACAUAACCACCAUGUAAACAGGGUUUCUCAUAAGCAUAUAGGAACAUAUGCUAGAUUUUUUGUUAGCUUAACUAGUAACACAAAAUAUCAGGCUAUUGACCUUUAAAGUAUCAGACUGUUUAUGCCAGUUCGCUCCUCUCCACUCCCUCUUUUUCUCUCUCUCUCUCGUUUGUUUGCCGAUGCUGCCUUGAUGUUCUUGAAGUAAGUGUCUUACCUCUAACCACCAAAUCUAACAACUAAACCCCUCUAGUCUGAGUAAAAAGAAGAAACCCGCACACUGCUCUUGCUAGUAUCACAGUGAUAACCCUGUCAAAGUAUCACAGUGAUACUAGCAAGAGCAGAGUGCGGGUUUCUUCUUUUUCCUCAUGUUAUUUAAUUGUUACCAUGCACCUGCAACAAAGAUAGCUCAGAUGUGCGCGUGCCUUUUGCAUUUUAAACCCCUCUAGUCUAGAAUAUCAGACUAUACUAGUUGUCCAUGUAUUAGAGACUAAACAUGACCAUAUUAGACUACUUAUGACCCCUACCAACCACUACCUAGUAUCUUCUAAACUGGAGCCUAAUCCUUCCUCUUUACCCCUAUACCACCCUUACCCAGCAUCAUACCAAACCUAGAGUUUUAUCCCCCUUACCCUCCUUAUACCCUGUAACUGUGGUGUGUGUUGGGUUCCUGCACUGAAGCUAAACUCUACAUCUCUCUCCUCCAGCCAUCCAAGGGUUCAACCCGCAGCAUAAGAUCCAGUCCUUUGAGGAGGCCCGAGGUCUGGACAGGGUCAAUGAGAGGAUGCCCCCCCGCCAAGACGCUCAUCCUCCUUCCAACAACCUUACAGCCAGCGGCCCACCCGACAAGAACGGGACCAACACACAGGCCUAG
Molecule: messenger RNA, 18334 nt
Organism: Coregonus sp. 'balchen'
Lineage: Eukaryota; Metazoa; Chordata; Actinopteri; Salmoniformes; Salmonidae
Source: the annotation of a GenBank genome assembly